This is a messenger RNA of Ascoidea rubescens DSM 1968, 504 nucleotides long. It is a transcript of the gene PUT7, whose product is annotated as Put7p. The record is from RefSeq and is a predicted model, not a curated record. The annotation marks the transcript as partial. Lineage: Eukaryota; Fungi; Ascomycota; Saccharomycetes; Ascoideales; Ascoideaceae. Gene Ontology annotation, cellular component: mitochondrion. The transcript has a single exon.
UUAGAUACAAAUGAAAUGUUCGAGACCCUAAAAUCUUCUGGCCUUACAAGUGAUCAAUCUGACAUUAUUCUAAAUUUAAUUAAAUCUCAAAUUAUUUCAAAUUGGAAAAAAAAGGUUGACGAAUUUGUUCCAAAGACAGAUUUGGAAAAUGAACAUUAUUUAUUUGAAGCUGCACGAGCUGAACUCAGAGUUGAAAUUAAUUCCUCAAGAGAUUCUCAUCUUCACGAAUUGAUCAACGGAUUGAAUUUUUUACAAAGAGAUUCAAAUUUGGUUCACAAUGAGUUAAAUCAACACUAUAUCAAGUCCAAAAAUAAAGUGGUUAUUCUAGUUAAUAACUAUAAAAAUGAAAACUCUUUAUUACAAAAGGAAAUCAAAAAUUUGAUUCUUGACUUGGCCACAAAAAUAAAUUCAAAGCUAAUUUCAGAAUUCAAAUUUAAUGCUGAAAGUUUAAGAUGGGCUUUUACAAGAAGAGGUAUCUUUAGUAUUUUACUAGUUGCGGUGUCU